This is a messenger RNA of Carica papaya (papaya), 2044 nucleotides long. RefSeq names its product glucuronidase 3 (gene GUS3). Gene Ontology annotation, molecular function: beta-glucuronidase activity. Lineage: Eukaryota; Viridiplantae; Streptophyta; Magnoliopsida; Brassicales; Caricaceae. The record is from RefSeq and is a predicted model, not a curated record. Gene Ontology annotation, cellular component: membrane; plant-type cell wall.
UUCCAAGCAGAGCAGAGCAGAGCUGCACAGGGCCCUAAAAUUAUCUGUAGCCAGGAGCUUUCCAUGUUCGUGAAGGGAGAGCAAAACCAGUGGCCCACAUGCAACAAACGCUCGCUUUAUUCUAAACCAUUUGAGUUCCAAAUCCCAUUCAUUUUUCUCUCAUCUCCACCUCCAUCUUUCAUACUUGUUGAUUUAUAUAUAUAUAUAUAUAUACAUACAUACAUAGACAGUAUCUAAUACGCUCUGUAAUUAUUGUAUCAUGUCUUAUAGCGGGAAGUGGGUAAGACUGUAGUAACCUCACCCGACCGCUUUUUCUACUUUUUCGCGUUCGUCCAUGGGUUCUUCCUAGGAGGCGGACGAGGGCGGCUGGGAUCUCGACAUUCUAUUCGAGUCUAUAAUGAUGGGUUCUCAGAUUUGGCAAGUGGGUGUUUGGAUUUGGGUGUCGUUCUUCGUUUGCUCCUCCUUUUCUCCGAGUUCAGGGAGCCGAGUUGCGGUGCCGGACGGCGGCGCCGGGAGUUCCCAAGGGACUGUUUUCGUCGACGGGAAAAGCGCCAUUGGAAGGAUUGACGAUGAUUUUGUGUGCGCCACAUUGGAUUGGUGGCCUCCGGAGAAAUGUGAUUAUGGGACAUGCAGCUGGGGUCUGGCUUCUCUGCUCAAUUUGGACCUUAACAACAAUAUGUUUUUGAAUGCCAUUAAAGCCUUUUCCCCACUGAAGAUUAGAUUAGGUGGCAGCUUGCAAGACAAGGUGAUAUAUGGAACAGAAGAUGAAAAGCAACCCUGUGUUCCAUUUACUAGGAAUGCUUCAGAGAUGUUUGGUUUUACUCAGGGGUGUUUACCUAUGAAAAGAUGGGAUGAGCUCAAUGCCUUCUUCCAGAAAUCUGGGGCCAAGAUCAUCUUUGGACUAAACGCUCUCAAUGGGCGUUCUAUCAAGUCUGAUGGUUCUGCAGUAGGACCUUGGGAUUACACCAACGCUGAAUCCUUUAUUCGGUAUACCGUUGGAAAGAACUAUACCAUCCAUGGUUGGGAACUUGGGAAUGAGUUGAGUGGAAGUGGAGUAGGAACAAGAGUUGCAGCAAAUCAGUAUGCUCUAGACACUAUAGCUCUGCAAAACAUUGUGCAGACCAUUUACAGCAGUGUGGGCUACAAGCCACUAAUCAUAGCACCAGGUGGUUUCUUUGAUGGAACCUGGUUCAAAGAAUUUAUUGAUAAAACAACCAAAUCUUUGGAUGUUGUAACCCACCACAUAUACAAUCUUGGGCCAGGAGUUGAUCAACACCUUGUGGAAAGAAUUCUUGACCCACACUAUCUUGAUGGUGAGGCUAAUACAUUCCGGGACCUCAAAAACACCCUAAAAAAUUCUAAAACUUCAGCAACUGCAUGGGUUGGUGAGGCAGGAGGGGCUUACAACAGUGGCCGUAAUCUUGUCACCAAUGCCUUUGUGUUCAGCUUCUGGUAUUUGGAUCAGCUCGGAAUGUCGUCAGUCUAUGAUACAAAAACAUACUGCAGACAGUCAUUGAUUGGGGGGAACUAUGGUUUGCUCAACACAACCACCUUCGUUCCGAAUCCAGAUUACUACAGCGCUCUUCUUUGGCACCGGUUAAUGGGCAGAAAUGUUCUGUCCACAAGUUUUUCAGGAAACAACAAAAUUCGUGCCUACACUCAUUGUGCAAAACAAUCUAAAGGGAUCACAGUUCUGCUGAUCAACCUAGACAGUAACACCACCAUUGAGUCCAAAGUUCAGUUCAAUAGUUCUUGGGCAGUGCGCCACAAGCACAGAAACAUGUCUCACAAACGAAUUAUUCUAUUGCCUAAAGACUCGACGAUGCCAGGAUUCAUAAGAGAGGAAUAUCAUCUAACAGCACAAGAUGGAAAUUUACAGAGCCAAAAGAUGCUACUUAAUGGAAAUGUUUUAAGUGUAACAUCAUCAGGGGACAUACCUUCUUUGGAGCCUGUUCAUGUAAAUUCAACAUUGCCAAUAACUGUUGGUCCUUUUUCGAUUGUAUUUGUUCAUAUGCCCAGUAUUGUUCUCCCUGGCUGCAGUUAG